AUGGAGAAGAAGUUGGUGGCGGCAUAUAACGAUAGCAGGCCGUGGUGUGUUAGUCAGGCAAAUAAUGAUGUGUACGAGGUUCACUCCCACCCAUCGGUGUUGGUUGAUGUCGGCAAGCAGACAUGUUCUUGUUUUCAGUGGCAGAUAAAUGGGUUUCCGUGUUCCCAUGUCGUUGUCGCAUUUUGUAAUAGUGAGAUAAACAUUUACGAUUCGAUAGACCGUGCAUUCUACAUCGAUACAUUUCGUGCUAUGUACAGCGGGACAAUAUAUCCCAUCCCAACAGUUGAGAAGCCGAUGUUCAACCCAACUGAAUAUUUUAUAGCACCGUCGAAGGUGAAGCGUCCGCAUGGUAGGCCCAAAUGGAAGAGAAUUCCUUCUAAGGGCGAGGUAGUGCAACGUAUUCGUUGUGGACGUUGCAGAAAAUUGGGCAAUCACAAUAGGAAGACAUGCAAAGAGCCGUUAUAG
Messenger RNA from Camellia sinensis, 465 nucleotides. Lineage: Eukaryota; Viridiplantae; Streptophyta; Magnoliopsida; Ericales; Theaceae. The record is from RefSeq and is a predicted model, not a curated record.